CGGCCGUGACUGAUACUGAUACCGAGUUUUAAAACCUUUGGUGUACAAAGCCAGUUUCGUUUCGUUCAGGUUCAGAGAACAACAACUACGGUAACGGCAGUCUAAAGCAGUCAACGACGGGAGUUCUCAAAAUUUCUUGUCUGUGAUAAGGUCUCUCCUCUUGCAUUCUCUGAAAGGUCGCAUGGACAUGACCCUUUCUACUCUCCAGAGAUUAGCUAUGACGCCUGUGAUGAACUCCAAAAGCUCUCAGAAUGUCGCCGUGAUUGGUGCUGGCGCUGCCGGCCUUGUCGCAGCUCGAGAACUGCGAAAGGAAGGCCACAAAGUUGUCGUCUUCGAGCGAGGCCAGAAGGUCGGAGGUACUUGGAUCUACGAUCCCAAUGUCGAGUCUGACCAUUUAGGACUCGAACCUUCCCGAGCCAUCGUCCACAGCAGUCUCUACGAUACCCUCCGCACCAAUCUUCCCAGAGAAGUCAUGGGUUUUCGAGAUUAUCCGUUUGUGGCUAAGGAAGGCAAAGACAGGGACGCUCGAAGGUUUCCCGGGCACCGGGAGGUCUUGCUGUAUCUAGACGACUUUACUCGCGAUUUUGAACUCACCGAAUUGGUUAGGUUUGAGACUGAGGUGUUUCAUAUAAGGAUGGAAGAAGGGAAAUGGAUUGUCAGAUCGAAAAAGCGAGCUCCAACUGAUCGAGAAGAUUCGCAAAUCGAUAUGGAUGAGGUUUAUGAUGGUGUAUUGAUUUGUAAUGGCCACUAUACAGAGCCCCGUAUUGCAGAAAUUCCUGUUAUUGAUUCAUGGCCCGGGAAGCAAAUGCACAGCCACAAUUAUCGUGUCCCUGAUCCAAUUCGUGAUCAAGUUGUGAUUUUGAUAGGGAGUUCGUCUAGUGCUUCUGAUAUCUCCAGGGACAUUGCCAGAGUAGCAAAAGAAGUUCUUAUUGCCGCCAGAUCUGUUAUAGAUGAAACAAUCAGAAAGCAGCCUGGCUAUGAAAAUAUAUGGCUUCAUCCUAUGAUAAAGAGUGCUCAUGGAGACAGCACUAUGCUAUUCAAAGAUGGGAGUUCAGUCCUUCCUGAUGUUGUUCUACACUGCACAGGAUACAAAUAUCAUUUCCCUUUCCUGGACACUCGUGAUAUUGUCACUGUAGAUGACAACUGUGUGGGACCACUUGACAGACAUGUUUUUCUGCCAUCGUUGGCACCAUGGCUCUUUAUUGGCUUACCAUGGAAGAUUAUUCCUUUUCCUUUGUUCGAAUUACAAAGCAAGUGGGUAGCUGGUAUUUUAUCUGGCCGGAUUGUGCUUCCAUCACUGGAGGAAAUGAUGGAAGAUGUGAAUAAUUUUUACUCAAAAAUUGAAGCUGCUGGCUGGCCCAAAAGAUAUACUCACAACAUGGGAGAUUAUCAGUUUGAGUACGAUGAUUGGCUUGCAACAGAAUGUGGGUGUUCAGUCACAGAGGAGUGGAGGAAGAAAAUGUAUGAUGCAAAUGGGAGAAACAAGCAUGCCCGACCAGAAACAUAUCGUGAUGAGUGGGAGGAUCAGCAUCUGAUCUUGCAAGCAAAUGAAGACUUCCUCCAGUACAAAUGAAGACUAUCCAACUUUAUGUAAUCUUAAGCCCCACUCCGGAUCAGUGGUUCCUAUGCUCGUGUUUGCAUCAAGCGAUCGGGCGGUUAGAACUUAGACGACGAUUCCUGAUUCCUUGACCCCACCCCAUUAUCCACCACAGUCCAAGGCUUCUUUGUUCGUAAUUUUCACGGCACGCUUUAGUGUGGGGGACUGGGGGGAGUGGGGACCGCUUUCUAGAGUUAGCCCCACCUCCCCAAAACAAGCGAAAAUGAUUUUUUUUUUUUCUUUUUCCCAACAAGUGAAAAGGAUUACCACUCGAAACAACUGAACUGCAGUUGAUGUUAUUAUCUAUGCCACUGGGUAAAAAGACAAAGGGAAAAUAUGAAGAUUAGUUAAAAA
Macadamia integrifolia is the source of this 1951-nucleotide messenger RNA. Its product is annotated as flavin-containing monooxygenase FMO GS-OX-like 5. Gene Ontology annotation, molecular function: N,N-dimethylaniline monooxygenase activity; flavin adenine dinucleotide binding; NADP binding. NCBI's taxonomy places the organism in Eukaryota, Viridiplantae, Streptophyta, Magnoliopsida, Proteales, Proteaceae. The record is from RefSeq and is a predicted model, not a curated record.